CAUGAUUCGAACAAAGCGGUGGCAUACGAGCCAAUCCCCCCAAAGGCCCAAACAACAUCAUUCACAACACGAGAGGGCGCUGAUUCCUUCGUGCUCACCACAACAAUGGCGGCGGCGCUCAUGGACGGCGAGCUCGGGAACAUCUUGAAGGUCUCGGCUGCGGUUUGGGCGGCCAUGUGGUACGCCCGCAUGGCCGCCAGACGGAUUAGCCCAGGCGCGGGCCGCCUCGCCGCGCUUCUGCCCGCCGUCGGGCUCUUCUACGGAAUCCCCUUCGCCUUCAGCACCACCACGUUCCGCGGCAGCUCCGGCUUCUUCCUCAGCUGGCUAGGCACCUUCAAGCUCUUCCUCCUCGCCAUCGGACGGGGCCCUCUGGACCCGUCCCUUUCCCUCCUCCAGUUUGUCUGCUCUGCCUCCCUGCCGGUCAAGCUUCGGCAGUCCACCGGCGGCGGCAAAUCAAAGAAGCAAGAUCCCGCUUCGGCCCCCGCCAGAAAGAUCCUCGUGGCCGGCGCCGUCAUCCCCUUCAUCAUCUACGCGUACCAGUUCAAGGAGACGAUGAGCCGGUGGCAGCUCCUCCUCCUGUACACCGUGCACAUCUACCUCUCCCUGGAGCUCCUCCUGGCGUCGGUCCACGCCGUGAUCCACGGCGUGCUGGGGAUGGAGAUGGAGCCGCAGGUGGACCGGCCGUACCUGGCGUCGUCGCUGCGGGACUUCUGGGGCAGGCGGUGGAACCUCAUGGUGCCCGCCAUCCUCCGCCCGUCGGUGUACGGCCCGGUGCGCGCGCGCUUCGGCGACGCGGCCGGCGUCCUGGCGUCGUUCCUCGUCUCCGGGCUCAUGCACGAGCUGAUGUUCUACUACAUCAUGUGGCAGCAGCCCAGCGGCGACGUGACCGCGUUCUUCGUGCUCCACGGAGUGUGCACCGGGGCGGAGGCAUGGUGGGGGCGGCACGCCGGGUGGUGGCGCCCGCCGCGGGUGCUGGCGGUGCCGCUCACGCUGGCGUUCGUGGGCGGGACGGGGCUGUGGCUCUUCUUCCCGGCCAUGAUUAGGGGCGGCCUGGACGCGCUUGUGCUACAGGAGUGCCAGGGCAUGGUGGUGCUCAUGGAGCAGGCCGGCCGGUGGCUCGCCGCCGGCCCCGUUCUUUCGAGCCGCUGACCAACGCGUGCCGUCACGAAUGUGCGCCGAAAAAUAAUAUUUUUUUCUGUGGUCGGAUCUGGCCUUGAAAGAUGUGCUGGUGCUGUACGCAUCUCAUUGAAUAUUCAUCCGUACUAAAAUACCGUUGUUCAGAUCUUUGGUGGCUGCUGCUGCCAUGAUACGGAGUAUAUUUGUUGAUAUGGAUAGUCUGGAUUUCCUUUUAAAACAAAUUAAUGAUAACGAUA
Messenger RNA from Lolium perenne, 1373 nucleotides. RefSeq names its product probable long-chain-alcohol O-fatty-acyltransferase 4. Gene Ontology annotation, biological process: lipid metabolic process. The record is from RefSeq and is a predicted model, not a curated record. NCBI's taxonomy places the organism in Eukaryota, Viridiplantae, Streptophyta, Magnoliopsida, Poales, Poaceae.